Molecule: messenger RNA, 2958 nt
Organism: Amoebophrya sp. A120
Lineage: Eukaryota; Dinophyceae; Syndiniales; Amoebophryaceae
Source: the annotation of a GenBank genome assembly
GGGGGCAGGAGAGGGCGGACAAGAAAUUUAUUGCGGGUGGUGGAGUUGACGCACCUCUGCUGCUUCACAACUAUUGGUCUGCGUCGAGAACCGCAACCGCAUCCUCCGUAUCCUGUGCAAAAGUAUCGUACUCGUAUUGCAAUCAUGCAUUACAAAUCUUUCCCUUAAGGGAAAUCAGCAUUACAAAUUUCAUCCCUCAUGCUGAGAAAAUUUGUAAUGCAUUUAUACGAGUGCGAUACUUUUGGUUUUGCAGUUCAUACUCCGGAUCACCACCUCAAAUUCCGAAGCCCGUGUCCUCCUCCGCGAAUCAGCUCACGCCCACUGACCUGUGCAGCCUAUUGCGGAUCCUGACGCGCUACCGUGUGACCUCCGCGGGAAACGGGAGUACGUUGUUGGGGGCGCUCGCGGAGGAGUGUGUGGUCUACUUGUCGGAAUUCACGCUGAUGGAAAAGGUUUCUGUAGUCAAAUCAUUUUUGCGGCUAUGCGGUCGCGGAAAUAGUUCUAGUUCAAGUGGAAGGAGAGCCGUGCUGUCCAAGAGUAGAGAGGCUAAAAAUCAUUCGAGUUGGAGUUCUUGUUGUUCUCCCACCGGGAGGACAUCCAAAUCGCCGUUACCGAAGAAAGCAGGCAGCUUGUUUCACGCGCUGCUACAGCCACGAACGAGGCAUGCGUUUGUGUACAACACAAGCGAAAUGACUAACCAGCGUGGUUGUCGUGACGGCACGAGUGGUAAGAACGAGACUUGCCGUGUCAACCAUGAUCAUGAUCAUGCCAAAAAGCACCUUGACACGACGAUACAAAUCACCACGCCACCCACGGCACAACAUCAAAACUGCGAGCAGGACGUCACGCAGCUUGUUGCGCUGAUCUACCUGAUGCUUAGCUACCAGGAAUUCGUCCCCAAGUAUGCGGAGGAAGCACUGAGUUGGGGAAAGCUUGAGCUGGAGAAGCAAGUGGCCGUGAUGCUCGAAAAGGAACGACAGCUGCAGCGGGAGAAGAUGCACGAAGCGCGUGUCCUCAACCACCGCGCCGGAAGUUGUAGUGGCGAAGCAAGAGACGAUUCUUUGAAAAACUUCGAUUUUCCCGAUCAUGAUCCGAUUGCGCUUUUCUCGGCAGCAGCCGCCGUCGGUGAAGGUGCGGAAUUUUCCGACCUGGGACGUUCUGUAGUAGAAGAACAAGAACUACCCAACGGAAAUUUUCAUAGUGGAGCCAAAUGCGCGGAGGUCGAGGUGCCAUCUUGUGGACGGCGCAACAUGGGGAGUAGUUUGCAAGAAGAGCACAGCCGCACCUCCCGUCCGGGUAGAAGAGGUUUACAGCAAGAGAACAAGAGCGCAAAGCAGAAAGCCCUUGUAGUUCCCUUCGAUACGGAGGCGCUGCGUGGGCUGGAAAAAAUAUCCGCGGAUGUAGAGUGCGAGCCGCCCAUGGACUUUGCGUUGCGGAACCAGAACCCAACCAGCUGCACAGGGGCUCUUGCAGAGGACGUGGACACUGUCCCCGACCCGCAAGCGAAGGUGCAGCGAUUCGCAGAUAGGGUGUCCUACCACGCGCGGAGCGGCUUGAUCACCACAGUGCCAUUGGAAAAAGACGGCAAAGGUGGCGCUCAAGAUGAACCAGCGAUGUUGCCAGGCAGUUCGAAGACUACUACUCCUGCUUUGUCCCGCGUGAACAAGCUCAACCUCCGCAAGAAGCGGAAUUCGGGUAGUAGUUUCUUCAUCAACCAGAGGACCCCCACCACCUCCCAUCCCGCCGCGCGCCGCUUGCGAUUUCGGCGUUUACGACUGAAGCAGAAGCUGCGCAUUGCAAAUAUGGCUGGCUCUGGAAGAGUGUAAGUUGUCAUGCUACAUCUGGAUCGUGGAAAAAUUUGUGUUGCGUGGUUACCAAAAGAGGCCCACUUUUGAACAAAUUGAGAGGCAGUGUCUCAUGCAGGAAAGGCAUGAUAGAGAUCUCACAGAACCUGUCAUGCUAGGCCGUGCAUGCCAGACCGCGUGGGUCAUGGAGAACCUGCAUGACAAACCUAGUAAUCUUCCAGCCCCAGACAUUUUUGCAUUUGAUAGAAGCGGAGGGAAACGGAAAAGCAGAUCGGGUUCGAAGAAAAAAGGAGACUGCAGCGGGAAAAACAUUAUCCUGUGCAAAAGUAUCGUACUCGUAGUGAUUAGAAUUAUGCACUACAAAUCUCCAUCCCGAGGUAGAACAGCAUCACAAAUUUCAUUUGCCAUGCUAAGGUAUAUUUGUAUAUGCAAUUACUACUAGUUCUAGUACGAUGCUUUUGCAAGUCAUAAACAUCGCUGGCAGCAGCAACUCGAAGCUCGGCAAACGAACGAGCUAGAUUACCGCGACCGCCCCAUCGUGGCGACCAGGAAUUUGUCCUGGCAGGCCGUCCCGACGGCGCGGUGGCGGGUGAGACGGCGCGCGGUGCUGGCAGAAUACGCGUCGAGCGUGCGAAAAAGCGCGGUCAACAGGGUGGCCUCGAUGGGACAAGAAGGUCUACGGGCGAUGAGGCGCGAAAGUAAGGUUGGAAAAAAUAACCUCGUUCUGCGUGGGACCUUUGCAGUUCGGAGGAACUACCUCCGAAGGUACAACAGGUCCCUCGUCUCUCGUGAAGAAUCAUGCGGCAUUGGCCGAGCACUGGACGCAACGUCCGGCGGUUUGUCGAAAGAUGAUGAGCUGAUCAUGUUUUCGCCUCAUUCUGUCCAUCUUGCUGCCGCCUUGCGAGACUUCAUUCGAGUAUUCAGAACGAAGUACUCGGAUUUCUGUGCGUUAUUGGAAGAAAAGUUUUUGCUAAUCCUGCACUAAUUACUUGGGCAUUCGCGUUUUGUUGUUGUGCAUUGAUUAGCAUCACAGGUUGUACUUAGUAGAUGAAGCAUGAACAUAAUCGGCCUCGUCAAGAACCAGUUAUCGCUGGGACGUGUUGCUCUUUUCGGGUUCUAUUUUUCUCCGGAAUGUUGAUUUAUUAGUGAAGCU